AUGCUUUUCAAAAGUUAUAGUGCUUUCCUAUUAUAUAUUAUUAUAUUUCAUGUGUUAAAUGUUAUAUGUCUUAUAAAUAAGAAUCAAUUUUUUAUUAACAACCUUCCAAAAAGCAUAUCACAUUUUUCCCGUAUAAAGAAUAAAAAUAUACGAUUGAAAAAAAAGAUAUUUGUAAAAGUACCUUUUAGGGGAAUACGACAAAAAUUACUUCUCUUUGAUAAACUGAAAAAUGGACUCUUUUUUUUUAAAUAUAUACAACAUGGAAAAAAUGAGAAAUCCUUGGAAAGCAUUUUGAUGAAUCUUAGCGAAGUCACUAAAGUUAAGGAAGUUUUAAAAACCACAAAAGGCAUAAAAUUGGAAAAAGACGAUAUUGAAAAAAUAUUUCAGCAUGCAAUACUUUCAAAAAUUAAUUUUAAAGUUAUAAAUACGAUAUCAUAUCUUAUUAAGCAUUUUAAAAUAGAUAGGAAUACAAUAUCUUCAGUAUUAGAUAUAGUGAGCAAACAAAUUAAAGACACAAAAUCAGCAGAGCAUUUCUUAUCCCUCUAUUCUUUUCUUUUGGAAGAUGACAUAGCACUAUUUUCAAUUAUGCAUAUAGUAGACUUUUUUAAGAGCAAGCAUAAAGUAUUAGAGAUCAUACAAAAUAUAAAAGCCCAAAUUUAUGAUGAAUGUGUAAACGACCUUAUUAGGAAAAAAAUCGAACGAUACAAUAUUUUUUGUGAACGAACAAACAUAAAGUAUAACUUAGAAGAUGCUUUGAAAAAAAUAAAACUAAAUAUUCAGGAAGAUGAUAUAUAUUUUAAUUAUGAUUAUAAAUAUUUAUUAAAAAUAUUUGAAAAAAAAACACAAAGAUAUGAUAGCAUUGGUACAGUGAAAGAUGAAAUAAGUGUAAUGCCAAAUCAAGAAAAAGUAGACGAAUAUAUAGAUGUAGAAAAUAAUGAAUGUUUAAAAGAAUUAAAAAAGGCAUAUGAAAAAUUACAUUCAUUUAAUGAUUCAAUAAUUGAGCAUAUUGAAUCGGAUCAAAAAUUAUUUUAUUUUAAUGAUAAUGAAUAUAUGAUUAGUAAAAAUAAAAAUAAAAACAUAAAUAAAUAUGAACAAACUAAUAAUAUAAAAGAAACACAAAAAGAAGGUGAAGAAGAAGAAGAUGAUGAUGAAGAUACUAUAGCUAUGAAAAAGAAUAUUGAUGAUUAUAUUGAAAGAUAUAAAAGAGAUAACAAUUCGAGUGUUGAAAAUCUUAAAAAUGAAUUUAUCGAACAAGCAGAUAUUAAUUUUAAAAAUUUUCUCGAAACAACAAACCUUGAUAAUAGCGGUCAAGAUGAAAAUGAAAUAAACUUGAAAACCUUGAGCAAAUCAAAUAAACAUAUGAUUGAAGACUUUGAUGGAGAUUUAUAUGAAAAUAUCCAAAAUAAAUCUCGAGAAGAAGUAACAAAUUUUCGAUUAAAACAACUAAAUCAAAGUGAUGAAGCUUUAAAUAUAACUAAUGAUAUUUUUUAUGAACGAAUGAGAGUUAAAUUAUUACAUUAUAUACAAAAAAUAGAAUACAUGAAAUACAAACAUCAAUAUGAAAUUCUUAAUGAAAGUUAUCCAAUAAAUAAAAAUGAAGUAACAAUUUUAGAUUUAUUAAAAUACGGAUACAAAAUUGAUGUAUCUCCAGAUGUAGAUAAUUCAAUGUUUAAAAAAAAUAUAGAUAUAGAAAAAGAUAGAAUGGUAGAUGAACAUCACCCCGCUAUUUCUUUUAAGCAAAAAAAAUAUUAUGAUUUUAAAUGUCCAGAUUGUGGGUACCACAUUUUUAAUACAAAUGAGGAGAUAGACUCUGGCCCCAUAGAAAACUGCCCUCAAUGUAGUAAACAUAUUUGA
Molecule: messenger RNA, 1854 nt
Organism: Plasmodium vinckei vinckei
Lineage: Eukaryota; Apicomplexa; Aconoidasida; Haemosporida; Plasmodiidae
Product: conserved Plasmodium protein, unknown function
Exons: 7
Coding region: 1-1854 (617 amino acids)
Source: RefSeq, a predicted model, not a curated record